AUGGAAGAAUUGGGAAUAUCUACAAGUAAUGAAAAGUUAACAGAUUUAAAAGAAUCCUCAAGUAAUCAAAAAACAUUUGCAUCUCUUUUAGCACAAUUAAAUAAAUCUACAGGCAAUAAUCAAAAUAAUGGAACUUCAGAUAUUUACUUAAAGUUGAAAAGACUAGAAAAAGAAUUAGAAUUGAUCAUUUUACAAGAAGAGUAUAUUAAAGAUGAACAACGUCAUUUAAGACGAGAAUUAUUAAGAGCACAAGAGGAAGUUAAAAGGAUUCAAUCUGUUCCUUUAGUCAUAGGGCAAUUCUUAGAGCCAAUUGAUGAAAAUACAGGUAUUGUUUCAAGUACCACAGGUAUGAGUUAUGUGGUCAGAAUAUUAUCCACUUUAGAUCGUGAAUUAUUAAAGCCUUCAAUGUCAGUUGCUUUGCAUCGUCAUUCAAAUGCGCUAGUUGAUAUUUUACCGCCAGAUUCAGACUCCAGUAUAUCGAUUUUAGGCUCUGGCGAAAAACCAGACGUUACUUACGCUGACGUUGGUGGUUUAGACAUGCAAAAACAGGAAAUUAGAGAAGCAGUAGAAUUACCUUUAGUUCAAGCCGAUUUAUAUGAACAAAUUGGUAUUGAUCCUCCAAGUGGUGUUUUAUUAUAUGGUCCUCCAGGUACUGGUAAAACUAUGUUAGUUAAAGCUGUUGCAAAUAGUACAAAUGCAGCUUUUAUCAGAGUGAAUGGUUCUGAAUUUGUACAUAAAUAUUUGGGUGAAGGUCCAAGAAUGGUCCGUGAUGUCUUUAGGUUGGCAAGAGAAAAUGCACCAUCGAUUAUUUUCAUUGAUGAAGUUGAUUCUAUUGCUACAAAACGUUUUGAUGCCCAAACAGGUUCAGAUAGAGAAGUUCAACGUAUUUUAAUUGAAUUAUUAACUCAAAUGGAUGGUUUUGAUCAAUCUACAAAUGUUAAAGUCAUUAUGGCAACAAAUAGAGCAGAUACCUUAGAUCCUGCCUUAUUAAGGCCUGGUAGAUUAGAUAGAAAAAUCGAGUUUCCUUCUUUACGUGACAGGCGUGAACGUCGUUUGAUUUUUGGUACAAUUGCAGCCAAAAUGUCAUUAGCUCCAGAAGCAGAUUUAGAUUCUCUAAUUAUUAGAAACGAUUCCUUAUCUGGUGCUACUAUUGCUGCUAUCAUGCAAGAAGCAGGUUUGCGUGCAGUAAGGAAAAAUAGAUAUGUUAUCCUACAAAAUGAUUUAGAAGAGGCAUAUGCUUCCCAAGUCAAGUCAGAUAGCGAUGUUGAUAAAUUUGAAUUUUACAAAUAA
Messenger RNA from Henningerozyma blattae CBS 6284, 1290 nucleotides. It is a transcript of the gene RPT3, whose product is annotated as proteasome regulatory particle base subunit RPT3. Gene Ontology annotation, cellular component: proteasome regulatory particle, base subcomplex. Gene Ontology annotation, biological process: proteasome-mediated ubiquitin-dependent protein catabolic process. The record is from RefSeq and is a predicted model, not a curated record. The transcript has a single exon. Lineage: Eukaryota; Fungi; Ascomycota; Saccharomycetes; Saccharomycetales; Saccharomycetaceae. The coding region runs from base 1 to 1290 and encodes 429 amino acids. Gene Ontology annotation, molecular function: proteasome-activating activity; ATP binding; ATP hydrolysis activity.